This is a messenger RNA of Lolium rigidum, 2225 nucleotides long. Its product is annotated as L-type lectin-domain containing receptor kinase SIT2-like. Gene Ontology annotation, molecular function: protein kinase activity; carbohydrate binding; ATP binding. The transcript has a single exon. The coding region runs from base 13 to 1725 and encodes 570 amino acids. Gene Ontology annotation, biological process: protein phosphorylation. Lineage: Eukaryota; Viridiplantae; Streptophyta; Magnoliopsida; Poales; Poaceae. The record is from RefSeq and is a predicted model, not a curated record. Gene Ontology annotation, cellular component: plasma membrane.
CAAGCUCCAGACAUGUCUCCGAUGGAGCGCACGUUGUUCCUCCUACAUGCCAUCCCCUUCCUCGUUCUUCUUCACCUUGCAGCUUCCACAACCAGCAACGACCAAUUCGUCUUCAAUGGAUUCGCUGGUGUUAACCUCACCCUCGAUGGCAACGCCAUGAUCACACCAGACGGGCUCCUGGAGCUCACCAACGAUACCGUCAAUCUUGGCCACGCCUUUUACCCAACUCCACUGAACUUGCAAAAGUUGCCUAACGGCACCGUGCAAUCCUUCUCGCUCAGCUUCGUGUUCGCCAUCCUCUCCGUCCACAACGGCAUAAGUGCCGAUGGCAUGGCCUUCUUCAUUGCUCCGACAAAGAACCUCUCCAACACAUGGGCGCAGUACAUGGGACUCCUCAACAGCGGCAACAACGGCAACGAGAGCAACCACAUGUUCGCGGUGGAGCUGGACACCACCCAGAAUCAGGAGUUUCAAGACAUCGACAACAACCACGUGGGCAUCAACUUCAACAGCCUCAGCUCUUUGCAAGCCUACCCCGCUGGGUACUACGAUGACAAGGCUGCUGGAUCCUUCAACAACUUGACUCUUAUCAGUGGCAAGGCGAUGCAGGUAUGGGCUGACUAUGAUGGGGAAUCCACACAGAUCAAUGUGUUCUUGGCUCCCAUGGGAUGGACUAAACCAGUGAGGCCACUGCUUGCAUCUUCCUACAACCUCUCCACAAUUCUGAGAGACCCAUCAUACAUCGGUUUCUCAGCCACAACCGGUGCAAUCAGCACAAUACACUGUGUUCUCGGCUGGAGCUUUGCCAUUGAUGGCCCUGCUCCAGCUAUUGACAUAGCUAAGCUCCCAAAGCUGCCACGGAUUGGUCCAAAGCCUCGCUCCAAGGUGUUGGAGAUCACCCUGCCGAUAGCCUCGGCCACAUUCGUCCUUGCAGUAGGAGUUGUUAUCAUUGUAUUUGUCCGCAAGAGAUUCAGGUAUAGAGAGCUGCGCGAAGAUUGGGAGAUUGAUUUCGGGCCGCACCGGUUCUCCUUCAAGGACUUGUUCCAUGCAACGGAAGGGUUCAGGGAAAAGAAUCUGCUUGGUGUGGGCGGGUUUGGCAAGGUGUACAAAGGUAUGCUCCCAAAGUCCAAACUGGAAGUAGCGGUGAAGAGAGUGUCUCACGAGUCGAGGCAAGGGAUGAAGGAGUUCAUCGCUGAGGUUGUCAGCAUUGGCCGCCUCAGACACCGCAACCUUGUGCCUCUGCUUGGGUACUGCCGAAGAAAAGGUGAACUUCUUUUGGUCUAUGACUACAUGUCGAAUGGUAGCCUCAAUCAGUAUCUGUAUUGUGAAGAUGGUCGGGCAUCACUGAACUGGGAGCAGAGGCUCCAUAUUAUCAAGGGCAUCGCAUUUGGCUUGGUCUACCUUCACGAGGAGUGGGAGAAAGUCGUCAUACACCGAGACGUUAAGCCAAGCAACGUGCUUCUAGAUAGUGAAAUGAACGGAAGGCUAGGCGACUUUGGUCUUUCAAGGUUGUACGACCAUGGCACUGACCCACAGACCACACAUAUGGUUGGAACCAUGGGGUACCUGGCUCCCGAGCUGGUACGCACCGGCAAGGCGUCCGCUCUUACAGACGUUUUCGCGUUUGGCGUAUUUCUUCUCGAGAUCGCUUCUGGGCAGAGACCUAUCAAGCAAAAUCCAUUUGGGAACCAACAUACUUUGGUCGAUUGGGUUAUAGAACGCUGACAUAAUGGAUCUCUCGUGGACACCCUGGAUCCGAGACUCCAGGGUCAAUACAACAUCGAUGAGGCAUGUUUGGUGCUAAAGCUAGGUCUUCUCUGCUCCCACCCUUUUACCAGUGCAAGACCCACAAUGCGGCAAGUCAUGCAGUACCUCCAGGGUCAUACACCGCUACCACAGCUAACAGCAGCACAUUUCGGCUUCACUAUGCAAGCUCUGGCGCAGAACAAAGGGUUGGAGUCCCCGAGUAUGCCGUAUCCUCAGCUAUCGACCAGUUUUGCCACAUUCUCUGGCCUCUCCGGAGGAAGAUAGCUCAUUAUUUGGGAUGGUAUCUACACUUGGGAUCUUAUAGUCCCACUAUAAUCAGGACUGUCAUGUACUCCCCCGAAAUUCCCAAUAAAUGCUUUUGUAAAUGGUAUUCAGGUUUAACACAUGAUAAGAUAGCAGAGUGUAACAUAAUGGACAAUAUUUCUGCAAACCUGGCCCAGGUCCACUGCAGAGUUCAA